AUGGGACCGACAGAGGCUCCCUGCUCACCCGCCUUCCCUUCCCUAGACCCCAUCAUCAUGGACGACGAGAUGGAGUCCGCAUUCCGCAACGCCAACAUGGAUUUCCUAGACCCCACGCAACUGGAUAUGCCCUCAGAUACGGCUGGAGGUGACUUUGACGACCUCUUCUCCCAUGUCACCAACGCUCGCUCCAACGGCGCUCCCGAGUCUUCCAAGCAUUACCAGAACCAGCACCUCCUGAGGCAACCAUCUGCCAUGACCGCCGAUUCCCCAGCAGAGUCCCCGGACAACUCGAGCCGCAGCUCUUCGUCAGAAUCACCAAGAAUUCAUCUGCGCCAGACCUCAGUCGCAUCCACAAACUCCGUCGCCCACAGCGAGAACCAAUUGCCGUCCGCCGGAUUUCCCUCGGAAGAUUGGAUGCGCCCUGACUUAGCAUCAGUCAAGGAGGAAUCACCGUUCACGAUAGAACCGUCUUACCCAAUGGAUGCUGGGUUCCCAGACUUGGAGUCUAGCAACAAGGCCAUGGAUGCGGCAUUCGACUUUGAAAGUGCGGCGAGCAGCCCUAGUCCAUUAAAAACCGAGAACCCCCCUCAGCCCAAUUCUCAGCAUCUAACUAAGUCACAUAUUUGGAGUCCUUCAAGUGCUUCGGCUCAGCCGGUGUCGAACGACGCCGCAGCAGCAUCAUCAGUUCAUGCGCCUGGGUCGCCCUUUUUCUCCUUUGGUCUUAAAGAGCAGUCUCCCUUUUCUGGGUCUGCCCAUGGUUCCAGACUGUCCGCUGCGCAUCCGCAAUGGGGUGGACACUCCCCGUCCUCACUUUUGGAGGAAAGUUUUGGAGGCAUCAAUAUGAACGGACACUCCCCGAUGAAUGCGUCGUUAUCACCCAGCAUGAACUUUGGCUCCCCGGCCUCUUUCCCAUUCCCGAUCAACCUCGCGUCUUCCCCGGCCCAGCAUCAAAUGGAUACCACAAACUCUGUGCAGCCCGUUCUGACGGUUCAUCCGACGUCCUUGAAAUCUCGCGUCGAGACCCAAAUCCCCAUCCGAUUGACACUAUCUCCGUUGCCGGUUGGCGUGAAGAAAUUGCGCCUGCCAUCACACACCAUCUCUAAACUCAAAUUCCUCGCCCCUCCUUCUACCGAUUCCACCCCCGACACUCUCCGAUUGUACACCAGUUUGGUGUGCACGAGCGCAAUGCAGGACCGAGAAAAGUUAAAGCGGGCUUUCGCGCGGACUCGAGGUGAGAGAAACGCGAAUGGUGUGGAAGAGGAGCGACCAUUGGAUGGUGGAGAUGUCAAGAUUUGUGGAGGUUGUAUCCAACGAGAACGAAAGCGCGCUUCUCGUAAGAAGCAACGGAAGCCCGAAGAAGAUGAGCUCUUUCAAAAGGACGAAGAGAAGCGUGUGAUUGUGUUCAACACGAGCGAGCUCAAGGAAUGGACCGAGCCACCGAAGAACGCUUCUUCCGGCUAUAAUGAAAUGCCGCUCGCUCCCCCGGGAUCGAUGCAGGUGGAGCUCCCUAUGCGCAUUGCAUGUUACUGUCGUCACCAGAAUGAGAAGCUUGGGUUCCAGGUCAUUUUCACCGUGAAGGAUCACAUGGACAAUGUUGUCGCUCAGGCUAUCACCAACUCCAUCAUGAUCACUGAUGACCACAAAACGCAAGCUCCCUCUGCACCUCCCACUGGCCCUGCGGCAGCUAUGUCUGACGGAUCUUCGUUGCCCGGUGCUGGUGUAUUCUCAUCCGGUCUGAAUGGCGAGAACGGCAAGGCCAAUGGGGCGUUUGCGUCCCCGCAAUCUCCGACUGAUCUUCAGGGUCUGCAGCAAAGGUUCAAUUCGCAGUAUCAAUUGACGCCGAGCUCAUUUGCCGCUGCUCAAAACUCAGCCAAUGGCGUGUCGUCAACUUCCCAAACUCCCCGUAGCUUGUCUCGACAGGCUUCGCCAACGGAUUUCCAGGGCCCGCAGACGAAGAGGCGGAAGCACAGCAGCUCAGGAAGACUCCCCUCGGAACUUACAAUGACGCGGAUGGAGACGCCUCAAUCAUCGAAUUCAGCUAUGACCAAUUCUGCACAGCUUGCCGCUGCCCGGGGUUUCACUUCGCCGACAGAGCGACCAUUUGUGACACCAACGUCCAUGUCCGGGCAAUAUGGCAAUGGACCUCCCACCCCCAAUCAAGCCAACGAUAACAACAACCCCUUCUUCAACCCUACACCUGCCCAACGACAAAGCUUGGAUAGUUUGGCCCAGCAACCUAUGGGGUCUGGAGCUAAUUCGGCCCAGCCCAGUCGUCCUAGUACUCCGGGUGCUUCAAGUCGUAACGGCUUCCAGGAUCCAAAUCUUGCUCUUGCCCUUGGUCCCAAUUCUGCAAGCCAGAUUUGGCCUCAACUCGCUACUACUCCCAAUCGGCUGCCGUCGGUGAUUCAUAAACUUGUGCCCGCGGAAGGGUCGAUUACUGGAGGCACGGAGGUUACAUUAUUGGGCAGUGGCUUCUACCCCGUGCUUGAACUGUUUGACCCCCCUGCUCUCCAGCCGGGUCUAGUAUCAGUGGUUUUCAAGCACGAACAUCCCACUUUCGGUCAAGUGCAAACGCCUCAACCACUCAUGCCGAAACAACAAUUAUUCUUCAGAUACGUGGAUGAUCGUGAGCUACAAAUGUAUCGCUUGGCGCUUAACAUUCUCGGACAGAAGUUGGGCAAUCAAGCGGAUGCAUUCCAGACAGCUCAGCAGAUCAUGGGAAGCGACCCGAAUGCUAUCUUCAACAUGCAGAAGGAUAUGCAGGGUGGUGGCUCCUCUGGCGGCCAUCAGCGACAGGUGCCUGGACACGAAUCUCAGGGCAAGCUCAGCGAUCUUGAUUCGAAGAUGCUGACCUACCUAGAAUUCAUCGAUCUUGACGAUAGCCCGCGGCCCCCGCGCUACAACUCGCGCAGCACGACUGGCCAGAGUCUUCUUCAUUUCGCGGCCUCGUUGGGCUUGACCCGAUUUGUCGCUGGUCUUUUGGCACGAGGAGCUAACCCCGAUGUACAAGACAACACGGGCAACUCGCCGAUGCAUCUGGCAGCUCUGCAUGGUCACGCUCACAUUGUCCACCGACUCCGUCUGACAGGGGCCAAUGCCAAUGCUCGCAGUGUGCGUGGCUUCACCCCUGCUGAUCUGGCGACCACUCUCCCUGCUCACCAGGCCGCUUUGCUCCCAUCUCGUCACUACAGGUCUCGCAGUGUUGGGUCUCUCGGUUCCCGCCGCAGGCACAGCAGCACCGCCUCUCUCAGUUCGCUUUGGGAGGCAUCAUCGGCUUCCGGUUCAUUGGGUCAUGCCGUUGACGAUUCAAGCGAUCUGGAAGAUGAAGACGAGGAUAGUGAAGACUCCGAUGGCAACCCUGUACACCUGAGCAUGUCUCGACGAUCAAGCAUGCAUCAAGAUAUCAAUCCGCCGGUCAUGGACACAGUUGAACCGCCUGCGGCACCGGGUGAUGCUCGUGGAUUCUCUACGCCGGAAACUAUCGUCGCCUGGCGGAACCAGCUGGCUGCACAGAUUCAUCAAUUCCAGCAGAGCGUGGCAAAUGCCUUCCCGAACAUUCCCGCUCUGCCUCCCAUGCCAGCUUUGCCUGAUUAUCAGGCCAAUCAAAUGAUGCGUCGCAUCACUAAUCUGGUACCUAACCGGCCCACUGCUCGAGAGGGUUGGUGGGAUCUGUUGAAGGGCAACACCGCCCAGGGUCAAACCUUGCCUCCUUCCUACGACGAAUUGUACCCACAUCAACAAGACACACCAGAAGAUGCUGAGAUGAAAAAGUCUGCUCUCCUGCAUGCAGCCACGGAGGCGGCGAUAGACCAGCACUUCGAGGCACAGAGCAACGUUGCCUCCUCCUCUGCAUCCGCUUCUACAUCAGCGGCUGCAGUCACUACGGAGCGUCCUAGAUCAGCCAAGGACGAACUGAAGGACAUAACAAUAGGCCGAAAGGUCAUUUCGCGUGAGCAACAGAAGCAUCUCCGAGAGCACCAGGCCCGCCGGAUGAAGGGUCUGGGCAGCGACCGGAACCUUUACUUCGUUUGGAUUCCUCUUCUGCUUCUUGUUAUUUUCGCAUGGAUUCGCAACUACGUGCCUGGUAUCUGGCAAGGCGUUACGGAAAUCUAUGAUUUUGUGAAGGCUCGCGCGACACAGCGGGCUGUGGAAAUGGGCAUUUAG
Penicillium atrosanguineum is the source of this 4167-nucleotide messenger RNA. Its product is annotated as putative membrane-tethered transcription factor (SPT23). Gene Ontology annotation, molecular function: protein binding. NCBI's taxonomy places the organism in Eukaryota, Fungi, Ascomycota, Eurotiomycetes, Eurotiales, Aspergillaceae. The transcript has 4 exons. Bases 1 to 4167 code for a protein of 1388 amino acids. The record is from RefSeq and is a predicted model, not a curated record.